This is a messenger RNA of Physeter macrocephalus (sperm whale), 4921 nucleotides long. RefSeq names its product SAM pointed domain containing ETS transcription factor (gene SPDEF). Bases 3390 to 4403 code for a protein of 337 amino acids. The record is from RefSeq and is a predicted model, not a curated record. Gene Ontology annotation, cellular component: nucleus. Lineage: Eukaryota; Metazoa; Chordata; Mammalia; Artiodactyla; Physeteridae. The transcript is spliced from 7 exons. Gene Ontology annotation, molecular function: sequence-specific DNA binding; DNA-binding transcription factor activity, RNA polymerase II-specific. Gene Ontology annotation, biological process: regulation of transcription by RNA polymerase II; cell differentiation.
CUCUCUGAAGACCAAACUUCCCUGUGUGGCCAGCAGAGGAAGCCUUGAGGACAGAACUCGGGUGACGUGGGAGUUUGUGAGGCUGAGAGGUGUCCUCCUGCACACACUUGUAACAGUUUGAAUUGCUUUCCUUCCAUGUUUCUCUUGGCGGAGAGAAAUGCCAUCAUGCUUACUGCUCUCUUAGAUUCUUGGUACACAGCAGCUCCCCAUUCACUCUGGGAACGCUGUCUCUGUGCUGCGUAUAUGUGUGUGCUGUGUGCACACACACACGGGUGCUGGUGCAGCUCACCAGCGAGUGUGCAGCAGGCGAAUGUGAAGGUGUCCCCUGCUUCUCUGUUGUCACACAACUCCCUUCCCUGUGUUUCUCUCCAGUUGUCCUUUGUGGUGUUUUUGCAGCCUGUUAGUGGAGGCUGAGCUGUUAAGGUAUGAAAAUGUAGCCCCAGAUGGGGAAUUUGCCAUGGGGAAGGGCCACACUUACUGACUGAGUGAUCUUGGAGACCACAUUUUGCUGGGAAUGAAAGGACUCCCGCCCUGAGCAGGAUGCUUAUUUAUUGGGAGGUGGCGGGCAAGGGACAGCCCAGCCGGAGCACAGGUUGAUUGGCUGGCUGCUCACUGGGACAGGUGGCCCCACUGGCAUCCUGUGGAUUCCGAGCAGGUUGAGAUGUGGAUAUCUCCAUGGGAAGCUUAAACCAGGCCAGAACAGCUGUCUGCCAAAGAUACAAGAAUAUGCAAAGUCCCUCUUCUCUUCUCACCCCCUCCUUCCCUCAAGUCUUGGUUCAUUUGAUAGCCGGGGAUAUGGAUCUAGGGUGCGGUUGCUGGGUCACCUGCCUGUUACCACACCCCCACCCACCCCGGGGGUGUGAGACAGCAGGGUGUCCAGGUUGAUGAUUGGCUGCAAGGGGUCAUAUAGCCUGGGUGUGGGUGAGGGUCUGCCUGCCUGUCUGUCUGUGUGGGUGUCUGAGUUCCGAAAACAUGUUGUUUGUUCCUCCUCAUCCUCUUCUGAGACUGUUGUGUUUUCCAAGCUUGAUUGUGAGAGAAGAGCUUGUACGAAAUUCCCCCUUUGCCUCCCCACCUCCCCCCAAAUAAAAGGGGGAGUAAACAUUGGUCCACUGGAGAAGCCCCAGGGGAGGGUGGAGACUGCCUGCUGAAAGGGCAGUGCAGCUGGGUCUGGGGCUGGACUAGAGCUCACACUGGAGCACCUACUUUCUAUGCACACAAAGAGCACCCCAUUCCCAGCAGAACAAAGGUGCCCAGGCCACCACAGGUCCAAGCCAGGGGCUCACGAUGGCUUUUUGUUUGAGGGCCCUAUUGGGCGCAGACUGCCGCCACUGUUGGUGCCAACCUCCUGGGACACCGCCACCCUGGAGCCCACACAUGCCCAGCCGUUCUGCUCACUUGAUAGCCCUCAAAGCAUCACAUCUCCAGCUGCCCCUGCAGGAUCAUGGGAGGCUUUACGUCCUCUGGUUUCCUGGCUUCCUCAUCUGCCCCACACUAGGUGCCCCUUCCCCUUUUCUCAGGAGGGGGUGCCUGCCGUUAUUCAGCAGUGGCUUCAUAGAUCACCGUCAGUGGGUCUGGCCCUGCCAGAGGGAUCCUGCUCCUCCUCUUGCUUUUAGGCAGUCUCACCUGGCAAGGUAGUUGUCCCAAGCACGUUGGCUUCCCUCCCAAGAACAAACCAUUUCUGUACACAUCUUUGGAGAGGUGAGCUCCUUGCAGAGGCCAGAGCCAGCGCAAGCCAUGGAGUAGGGGCGGAAGGAGUCCAUGGUUCCCCCAAGACCUGGUGGCUGUUAGUACCAUUCAUCCUGCCUCUUCUCGCUGGUUUGGGUUCUGAGCAAGUCCGUAGAGCCCCUCUUUUCCACUGCCUGGUGGGGCGGCAAAGGCUACCCUCUCAGCCCCAGUAGUCUCAGUUCCUCUUGGACUCUUUACCAAAUGACAGGCUGCCUCUGGGCAGGACCAUCAGUGUCUGGCACCCGCGAGGUGAGGCAGGCACCAUCCUUAAGGACCUGAGUCCAGUGGGGGAGGCAGAGCGGCUCAGGCUUGGGAGGAGCCUGUCUUUGUGCACGGAGUGAGGUGUGUGUGGAUGUGUGUGCACGCGUGCAUGCUUUUUUUUUUUUUUUCCCCAUGGGGACAGUUGAAUUUGGGGCAUUUUUCUACAAGAAACAGCCUUCUCUUCCCCCAGCAAGGACUGGCUGUUACCUAAAGUCCAUCAAAGGCACUUCCAGCCAGGAGAGAACCUCACCAAGACAGCUGGUGUGGCCCAAGGGUGGCCAAGGUGGGAAGUGGGCAUAAGAAUAAACACCUCCCCAAAUUCAAUGUGAGCCCCAGCGGGAGAGGGUGGUGGGGUUGCCAGGGCCCAGAACUGCAAGCUGAUUCCCCACCCCACCCUGCCUCGCCUUUUCUUUGUUUCCUCGUGUGAAUGCUGGAGCAGGAGUAGCUGCCUCCUCCACCUGGACAGUGGUGUGCAGCAGGCAAGCUGGGUGGGUGUUUGUGGUGGGGCCUUAUGGUGCCUGGGAGGAGAUGAAGAUGAGGAGGUUUUUCCUUACUGUAUAAAUGAAUAUUUGUAUGAUUAAAUUAACACACACCAAAAAAAAGCCCUGUUUUCAUGUGUGUCAGUGAGUUUAUUGCUCCCUGAAUCCCCUGUGUACCUGCUUGGCCCCCAGUGGCUCUGUGAUAUGCACUUUUUGGUCUCUGUGUCUCUCCUUCUUGUAUAUGGGAAAACUGAGACCCUGCAGUUCAUUAUAUGUUUGUGAAAUCAGUCCUGGGAUUAUCAUUAAAUCUGCUGCCAUUCCUGGUUUCCAGUGACCAGAAGGUGAAACUCUUUCCAGUGGCCUCCCCAGGAUACCUACCAUGCAUCUGUUGAGCACUACUCUAUCCGCAGCACAUAAGAUGUACCGGCCAAGUUAGUGUGUAUCAGCCAGCAGGCAUUGAAUGGGCACUUACUGUGUGUCAGGCACGGCGCACAGGUGUGAAUGCAGGAACUGCCCAGGAAGAAUGCAGAGCACCAUGGGCAUCUUCCUACUAGGGAAACAGACAAGGCCGAGUUGGGGAGUCCUCAGAGCCAGCUGGGACUAGAUUUAGAAGAGGAAAUGCAUCUUUCUUUAGUGGUUCUGGUGGAUUACAGAUUAGGUACCUUUUUGCAGAUUCGUCUGGGAGCCCGAGAGCCAGAUAGGGACCACACUCCAGACAGCUGACAAGCUAACUUGGAUCCUACCCCCACGUACUUAUGUGAGACAGGCCUAUGACCUUGGCCUCCGGAGAUGGGGAGAACCUCAGUGUCCCAAUCUGUAAAUGAGGACAGUUCUUUUUUCCGGAGAUGGUCAUGAGAAUUAAAACCCUUCAUAAAAGUUUAGCGUCGAAUACCCGUCACAGCCGCCAGCCCAAGCAGCAGCGGCAUGGGCAGCGCCAGCCCGGGCCUGAGUGGCGUCCCCCCCAGCCGCCUGCUGCUGCCCCCCGACACUGUGCUACGGACUGGCCUGGAGAAGGUGGCAGUGGGGGCAGGGGCACUGGGGCCCGAGAGAUGGGACUGGAGCCCCAGCCCACCUGCCACACCUGAGCAGGGCCUGUCCACCUUCUACCUCUCCUACUUCGACAUGCUGUACUCUGAGGACAGCAGCUGGGUGGCCAAGGGCCCCGGGGCCAGCACUCGGGAGGAGCCGCCCGACGAGCCCGAGCAGUGCCCCGUCAUCGACAGCCAAGCCCCGGCGGGCAGCCUGGACCUGGCACCGGGUGGGCUGACACUGGAGGAGCAUUCACUGGAGCAGGUGCAGUCCAUGGUGGUGGGCGAGGUGCUCAAGGACAUCGAGACGGCCUGCAAGCUGCUCAACAUCACGGCAGACCCCGUGGACUGGAGCCCUGGCAACGUGCAGAAGUGGCUCCUGUGGACGGAGCACCAGUACCGGCUGCCCUCCGUGGGCAAGGCCUUCCAGGAGCUGGGGGGUAAGGAGCUGUGUGCCAUGUCGGAGGAGCAGUUCCGCCAGCGCUCGCCCCUGGGCGGGGACGUGCUGCACGCCCACCUGGACAUCUGGAAAUCAGCGGCCUGGAUGAAAGAGAGGACGUCCCUGGGGGCGAUUCACUACUGUGCGUCGACCAGAGAAGAGAGCUGGACGGACAGCGAGGUGGACUCGUCCUGCUCCGGGCAGCCCAUCCACCUGUGGCAGUUUCUCAAGGAACUGCUGCUGAAGCCACACAGCUAUGGCCGCUUCAUCCGGUGGCUCAACAAGGAGAAGGGCAUCUUCAAAAUCGAGGACUCCGCGCAGGUGGCCCGGCUGUGGGGCAUCCGCAAGAACCGCCCCGCCAUGAACUACGACAAGCUGAGCCGCUCCAUCCGCCAGUAUUACAAGAAGGGCAUCAUCCGCAAGCCGGACAUCUCCCAGCGCCUGGUCUACCAGUUCGUGCACCCCAUCUGAGUGCUGCGGCCAGGCCCCAGGCCCGAACCUUGCCCUCGCCAGACCUCCCUCCUGCCUGCCCCGCCUCAGCCAGACCCUGAGCUGGGGGACAGGGCAGUCUGCUGGCAUCCGGAGUUCAAGGUCAGGGAGGGGAUGGCCCCUCGCUCCACGGGUGUCAGUGAGCUCUCUGGGGCCCGAGGGACCCCGGGGUGGGCGUGCUUUCUCCCUGGGCCCGACUGCUCCUGCGCCCAGUCCACUGGAGGACGGGGGAAGCCAGGGCUGUUCUCAGUGUUCAUGGCACGCCAGGGAAGGCCCUCCCUCCACCCAGCCUCUGACCCCAGAAGUUCCAGAGCAGAGCCGACAGAACGGCAGUGACUUGGCCAAGGCCACUCGCAGUCCAGUGCCCUCUGCCACCCAUUCUGUACCGUGCCUGGCAUGGUGCGGGGACGUCUACACCCCCAAGUUGGGAAGCCAGGGGUGCCCUGGGGACGGAUAAUAAAGAUACUAGAGAAUUGACAUGGCCCCAGUGUCCUACAUAC